Neurospora crassa OR74A is the source of this 585-nucleotide messenger RNA. RefSeq lists its product as hypothetical. Bases 1 to 585 code for a protein of 194 amino acids. Lineage: Eukaryota; Fungi; Ascomycota; Sordariomycetes; Sordariales; Sordariaceae. The transcript has 2 exons. The record is from RefSeq and is a predicted model, not a curated record.
AUGCCUUGUCCGGUGUUUGACGUCAUAGCCUGCAUCCAAUCCUCCCGCCUUUUGACGCAUUACACCCACCAUGUCAGUCUUCAAUGGCAGCCGUGCCUUUGCUCGAGGGACUCUGAGGGAAGACGAACCAACAAUUAUCAGCACUGGGACUGGCUGUUGAAAUUGGAGCAGCUCAAGACCCUCGAGCUUGUUCUCUUUGAGGGAUGGAUACGCGUGAUGGCGUGUAUCAGGUCGGAUUCCCCCAGGUCAAAUCCAGGUGGAAACGCACAAGCUAUCUUCUGUUCUAUCUGCCUUUCCAAGCUCAUGACGCUACGGAAUUUGGAGAAGGUUGUCUUCAAAGUGGACUUUGACAUAUACACCCCCACCGCGGCAGAGAUACAGAGAUUAGAGAGAUCGAGAUGGUUUGCGAGAAUAAAGAAACAAGUCUCGGAUAUGAUCUUGAAGGCUCCGACCCAGGUGAAGUGGACACUGGCUGACCAAACUUUGGUGUGUCGAUAUAUUCAGGAAGAGGCACAACCCAGGUACUUGAUUGAGCAGCACCUUGGUGCCGUCGACACCGAGUGGCCUCGGUCUUCCAAGAUCUGA